Molecule: messenger RNA, 9048 nt
Organism: Xyrichtys novacula (pearly razorfish)
Lineage: Eukaryota; Metazoa; Chordata; Actinopteri; Labriformes; Labridae
Source: the annotation of a GenBank genome assembly
AUGAAUUUCAACUUGUGCGAUGUAAGCCGGAGAUGAAUACUUCAUCCGUGACCCACAUAAAGCCCAUAUAUGAGGCUCGGUAAGCGGGGCUCGUCGUGUUUCAGCCCGCUCCUCCGCCGUGCAUUCCCGGUGCAGCGGAGAGCUGUUCGCGGCGUGCCUCGCCUCCCUGCUUCUCCACCUGGACCCGACUCCUUACUCUAUCUCGCUUCCAGGAAGAGGAGGAGAGGAGGGAGAAGGAGAAGCGGUGCACGCCGAGCGGAAGGCGAGGCAAACGGGAAAGUAAGUAGCUCUGGAAGGGGGAAAUUGAUGUAAAAUAGUCUUGUGUUUGACAGUGGUGAGUCGAUAGUGAAAGCGUACACGGCUCAGCUGCACAGGAAAAGCUCGUACUUUAGCUGGUUGUAAUGCGUUACUCGUUACCUCUGACGGUGUGUUUGUGUGUGGCGGUCAGGAAACCUCUGGAAAGUUGGGGUUUUCUUCUGUGAACUUAGACUAGAGGGUGAGGAAAGCCCCUAUGAAACUGUAAAAUGUUAUAGUAGGCUAGGGUGGUUAUUUGAAAGGUAUUUUAAAGAUGUUGCUGCAUUGCUAGCUGUGGGUCUUAUUAAAGUACACUUGUUCAUCACACAAGGCUUUUAUCCGGCCAGCCACUUCACAGUUCAGUCCCAAGUGUUGUUGCUCCUAUUAAACGACUUUAUGUUUGCCACAGUGGAAACCCUCUAUUAAAAUAGUUAAACAUAGAUGUAGCCUAUAUUAAAGCUAAUAAAUAGCAUGAACAUUUCCACGUCAUAAUAACUGAGGAUUAUGUUUGAUAAAGAGGCUACCAAAUUAAACUCUAUAGUUGUACUAAAAGACACACAAAAAGGAAACCAAGCAGCACAAUGCAACGAUACAGUGCCUAAGAGAGCCGUUUAUAAUGCUUGCAAUGGACCAAUAUCUGUAUUCACUGCCUGCCCAUGCCAGUGCCCAGAGAGCAAGUUAUAGAUGUAAUGCUGAUAUUACAUGUUUGCUUCUGUUAAUAAGAAACAAGAAGAAACAAUGAGAAGCUAGAUAUGUACAGCUCCGUUACUCCAUAGAUGUUAAAUCUAAUAUACAUGGUUAUUUCAGCCAGUAACGCAUUUGAGAGAGAUUUUCUAAUAAUUGAUGAAAUGGCAAGAUACAUUGGAUUGUGGAUCAAAAUGCAAGUGUAACCGCACUGCUCAUAAUUAUAUCACGACAGAGUUUACAUGUAACAUUAGCCAGUUACUGUUAGAGAUGUGAUACGCUGGAUUUUAUCAUUUAGGAAAGAGAAUGGUGACUGUGGAGAGUUAUAAUAAAGGUGAAGCAAACUAUUCUACUACCCUCCCAAAACUGUGAAACAAUAACUAAAUAAAAUCCCUCCUAUUGAAAGCCUGAAUAUAUUUAGAUAUGAAAUAUCAAUCAAGCAACUGGAGGUAACAGUGAUGAGGCUGCCUGCAGUGUCUGCAGACAUUAUUUCUUUAUUUUGCCUGUUGAUUUGUCCCAAUGCCUGCGCCCUGUGAGUGCUGAAGGAUUCAUCAGUCUAUUUCCACUCAUAAUUUUACUGAAGUUAUAAAUGGCAUGAUAUCAAAUGAACCCUGACAGUCAUAACUCUGGGUAAUUAUGGAUUUUAAGCAGUGCUGAUCCAUUAUUUUCAGGAACUUCUUACUCUUAAACUGGCCUCAAACUUGAUGUGUCUUUUUCAGUGAUAUUGAGUUGUGUACAUCAUUUGUCAUAGUUCAGUAAGUUUUUCAGCCUAUGAAAGGAUGAUUGAUGAUGAUGGAUCUUUUGUUACAGUCUUCAUGACAACAAUGACAGUGAAUAUAAAGACCAGCCAGGCCCUAUCUGAAAGGUCACCUGCUCAAUAUUCACCACAUUUUCAUGUCUUUGGACCGCCAAGGCAGAGACGAGGAAGAAUGACAUUUCCUUCUCCUUUUACUCCCCAGAGGGCAGUUGUCACUCUCCUUCACUUCUACACUUUACCCUCAUAGCUGGAAAUUCUCAACUUAACUUACAGUGUUAGAACAAUUUCAUGUUGACCUUUACUGGUGUUGGUGUUGUAUGAAAUAUGAAGACCCCGCCCCAGUUAAUGAAAACUGCUGUAACAGUUGCACUUUUGUCAUGUCAAUGAUAAUGAAGGGAACUGAGUGAAUUCUGGUGGCCAAGUUUGCUUUAAUAUUUCAAGGCUGCGUCGUCACCGCUGGGAGACAGAUGUAGUCCAAAAUUAGAUGACAGACUGUUGCCCCUUGUUAAAACCAACAUGUUAGCAAACAGUUAAAGAAGUGUCUUCUGUAGGCGCUCUGACAGAGUCUGUGCAUUAGACACAGCUUUAGAAAGACACUACUUUUUUGACCAUCAUGGACACUGUUUACCAGGAAGACAAAGUGCUCAAAGUCACACUACUAGUAGAAAAAAAGUUAAAAUGUCCAAUUUUACUUCAAUUAGUACUUCAUCAUACUUCAGGGUUUUAACCCAGACUUACUGGUAAAUCAAUCUUUACUGUUGUAUUAAUAAUUCUGACAUGAUUUAAUGUUAAAGCUGACCUAUGCUUAUGCAGUACACUGGAAUCAACCAGUAUGAAGAUACCAAACAACCUCCUUACAAAUACACCAGACAGACCAUAUUGAUAGCACAGAUUUGGUAUCUUUGGUAUCUCCAGUCAACCUCAUGAUAAUGAGCCCAUUUACACUCUCUUUUGGCCUCUACUGACUCCUGACUAAUAAUGUUUGGCUCUCUUGACUGGUUGGCUCUUUUCAGCUUGACAGCUGCCUUAUCACUGUGAAGGCUUUUUAUCUUUGAAUAGCGGCCUGUUUCUGCUGAAGUGGAUCUUUGUCAUGUUUUGAGUCAUACUGCUACCAAUCAUGCAAGUUGGAUUUCCUUAAUGUUGGCACUUUACCAUUGGUAUGACACAUUCCCGUGGCCAACUUCUUGUGAUCUCACCAUUAAAAUAUUUUGAUUAAAGGGACAGCACGAUAGCAAUACAAGCAAUACAAAGCGGUCUACAUCUUUACAUGCAAAUCUCAACCAAAAAGUCACUCUAUAGCCUCAAAAAAUGCUCAGAACAGCACCUAACUUCAUCAUCAGUACAUAAAGGGUCCCAGCCAUAGUACUAGCCAUCAAACAUCUUUGUAGCUUUGCCUGAUUUCUUGAGCAAAGAGACCAAACACAACUCACCCACUCUCCUCCAGCAGCCGCUUGUUUGUGGGGGAGCCCUGAUGAGUCAAUCACCGAGUGCAACGGAAAAUUAAUGAUUAUUACUUCAUGGAAAUGCAAUCAGACCAAGACGCUAAGGCAAAAGAACUACCGCGUCUGAAGUUCACAUACAAGAUACACAAGAACUCUGAUUGCAUUUCCAUGAAGUAAUAAUCAUAAAUGUUCUUCCUUGAACCUGUGAAACUCUGCUGCAGGGGGUGUCUAACUCGGUGUUACGAUGUGUUUGACCAUAGCUUAAAUUUAUACCGGAAUAUCCCUUUAAGUCUCACUAAUGUGUUCCAGGUUAUAAACCAUAUGAAUUAACCUUAUUAGUUAAACUGCAGUCAUUUCAAAUCACUGACAAGAUCCCCUUGUUGUUUUGGACGAGCACUUUGGAGGUGCCAUGUUUUCCAAAUCCUUUAAGUGGAAGUAAAAAGUCAGACUGAUAUUUAACACAGGAUCACAGAGUCUGCAGAUAAACUGUAUCAAACUGGUCCUCCUAACACCCACAUGCCUCUUCUGGUUACAUAAAGCUCCAGUCAAGUGGUUAUAUACCAGUUUAACACGACACAACCCAGAUUCAACUUAACCUUCAUUUUCCAGUUUCAGAUAUUGCCAAACUGUGUUGUGCUCGAAGGUGCUACGCAUUACCAGUGCUUGUUUACAUCUGGGUUGUAGUGCGUUGAAGUAUAAGUAGGUGGCUUUGCUGCAGAUACAUCAUAUGGUUGGACUUUUGGAUGGACAAUGAUAAUAAAGAAAUUAAUAAAUUCUUGAACUAACUGUUGUUUCUGGUGCUGACUUGCAGGUGUGACAUUGUCCGAAAACUGUCAAUAAGGCGAGGCUCAAAAAAGGCAAAAAGCUUAAGUGUUAAAUUGCAGAUUUGCUUGGUGGAUUUUUUCCAUCAAAUGUGUAAAUAAUUAUGGCUUUAAUGCCGAGUAGAGAGCUGAACACGAAGCACCUUUGGGAGUUGAAGAUGAAUUGAACACUCAGAGGCGUAUGAUUUUAAGUGUCAUCUCUUGGACUUCACAGAUCCCAGAACCGUGGUGCACAGGAAUCCUUCAGGAUUUGGUGUCUGGAAUUGCGGCCUGAAGGUACAGAUUUGUCUUUAUUUCUCCUGUGGUUUAAAAGCCUCAUCACCUCUCCCGUGCUUUCCUUCCCAUUCUCCCCUCUUCACCUCUACUUCCUGUCCUCAUCUGUUCUUGUUUCAGGAGGCAUUGAUUGGUUUCCUCCUUACGCUCUCAUAAAUACCAUUUCAGGUAAUUACCAUGCAAAGUGUGCAGGCUUGAAUCGAUGUGAUUGGUCGAUGGCGGGCUAAGUUAUGUGAGCCAGUGCAUUGGUUUGUGAGACAAACAGGAUGGAGGUGCUUCCUGUCAGAGUAAAGAGGAGGUUAAAAAUUGAUACAGCGUAAGUCUGUCAGUCACAGCUGUGGGGUUGAUGCGUCGGCUCUUUGUGACAGCAUGAGUGACACUUUCAUACUUUGCAUUGGCAGCAGAGCUUCAAAACCACAGUUUGAUUGACGACUGGUGCAGAAACUUGAUAUCAUUUCUAUUAUGCUCAAAAGUUUAAAUGCUGCUCUUUUAUUUUAUCCUGGUGAGUGAGGAAGAAUACCUCUAUACAGCAGAAACUUCGUAGCAUUGGAACUUUUGUGUAGGGAAGUGGGGCCCAGUCACCAUGGGGGUUUGAAAACAGUCCAAAUCUGACAUCAAGGAGCGUUAUAGCGCUGCAAAAACUUCAAACUUUUAGUAGGGCUGCACAAUUUUUGCCAAAAAUAAAAUCCUGAUUUUUUUUUUUCCUCUGAAAACUCAAUUUUUGAUUUUUUAUUCAGUGGCAACUUCACCAAACUUUGAUCUAAUAAAUUUUUCUAACAUCUCUCAAACGACACCGCUGAAUACGAUGUAGUGCGUAUGCCAAGCCAGUGAAUGGUGCUGUAACGCUGCCAAGGAAAUGCACAAAGAGACAGAAGAAGAGCACAAAACAUGCGCAAAGUUUUUUGUGGCUGGACACGCGCAGGCGCAAUAAAAGAGUUAUGCUCUGUGUCACAUAAUCGUUUAAAGAGAGAUGCAGAUUGACAUCCACAUGGAGAUGAAAUGGUAGUCAUUUACAGAUUCAUGCACUCUUGUACCUGUUUACAAAAAGUACCCUUUACAGUCAUCCGAAACACCGUUUCCGUGUCGAUGAAACAUGGAUACGAUGAAAAAGGUUUGCGUUUACUCCUGAAUUAGUUUCCGUGUCGACAGGUUGAUACUACCUUCAGACCGACUUUGCAGAGAGAGUGGUUUGCUCUUCAUGCGAAACUGUAAAGCUGUACUCAUUCCAUACAACUGACUUGCUCUUCCCCUAUUUAGCCACGAAAUUAUCGCCCUCUUUUGCAAACGCCAUGUUUGUUUACUGAUGUGUGUGGGAACUGGGGAGCGAAAGGGGAGUCUACGGUGGCCUGGAGGUGUGAGACAUGAUAGAGAGAAAAAUCGAUGUGAUGAUUUUAAUGUUUUAACAUUGUCAUAAUCAAAUAAUCUAAUUCAAUUUAAAAUCGAUUAAUCGUGCAGCCCUAGCUCCAAGAGAAAGUUCUCAAAUUUAAUGUCAUUUAUUAGAGGCUUUGAUAGGACGACAUAACUCCUGAACCUGAGUCAUGGAGUGUUUUAUCUGUAAGGUAGUUUCCAUAGUAAAGAUCAGACAACACAAUGUAAUAUUCUGUUUGUUAUAGUUGUAAAAGUUCAUAUUUGUUGCACAGAAUAAACAAAGUUGGAUGUGGCCCCUUUGCAAGUAAUAGUACAAGUGUGCUAAAAUCAAGCAGUAUAUAAGCCUGCGUGGCAUUUGAUUCAUCAGCUGAGUGAACAUUUACCCAAUAAGCUAGACUUCAAGUUAAAUUCUUCACCUGAGUAUGCUCUGCAGCUUCCAGAAGAAUUACAUUAAUGAAACUGUACCAAAAAGUUUCUGCUCAACAUUGAAUCAACACAGCUUGGUUUAAUUAUUCACACUUUUAAGCCUUUGCCUCAAACUGGAGCUCUAAAUUAAGUUCUUCUCCUGAAUUCAGUCCAUCUCUGAGAGAGGCCAGGCUCUGUUAAACAGCCUGACCAUAGGUCAGCUGUAAUGGCAAAACACUCCACAGCCAUGACACCCUCGUCUGUUCCUCCUCGACCUUUUGCAGACGGUCCGGUAUUCUCAAGAGGAGUAAUUGCAUAAGGGAUUGUCAUAUAUUUUCUUCUUCAACUUUCCGAGCUCUCAUUUCCCACAGGAUUUGUUGGACACUUAUCUUUGGCCAAACUAAAUACAACUGCGUCAUUAAGGCUGGUCUGCCUUCAGGUGUUGGGUUGAUAGAGAUCACGCUGCAGUGUUGCUUUAUGGAUGUCUGACGUGACGCUGGAUUAGGACAGGAAUUAAUGACUUUAUCUUUCUCUCGCUGUCUCUCGUACAUUCGUCAAACUGACUUUGUGGGUGUUUUUGAUGCAGUUUGACUGGUCAGGUGUAUAGCUUUAUGAUGUAGAGGUAGACAUAACAGGCUAAAUAGUGUUUGAUAGUUAUCUGUUCAUCUUUUCAUCAUCCUCCCUUCCCCCACAUGCGCCAUCACACCCGAUAUAAGGCUGAGUAAAACUCAAUAACAUAAAUUGCUGUGGUAGGCACAAACAUACAGUAGCUGAGGCUCCAUUUAAGGAGUUUUAUGCAGGUGUUUUACAUUUUACAGCCUGACUCAAUCUCUGUGAUUUCCUCAGUUUCAGAUUCUAACAGUCCUUCUUACAAACUCCCAGCGACAGUCAUUCAAUGUUUCCUUUUGUUUUGCUGUGAAUACAGUCAGCACACAUUUUUGUUAUUCAAGGUGGUUUUUAAACAGUUGGCAGAUGCUCCACAGCUACCUUUUAAGUGGAAAUAUAGCAUUACAAACAGACACUGCCCUUGACCGGACACUCCAAACAGCCAAAUAGAUGAUGUUAUUCGGAGAUCUGUAGUUUUUCUACCAUUCCACACAUUUGUCUUUGUCAUGCAUUCUUCCACUUUUAACUGUAGCUGCAAGCAAAAUCUCCUGAUUCCCUGAAGGAGAAUCUGUCAGUUUAGGGAACAUUGGAUUUGAUAAACAGCAGAGUUUCCUUCCAACAAAGCAUGCAAUUAAAAAUGAAAUACCAGCAUGAAUUCAGUUUACGUGAUGGUGAGAAGACCAGAAUUAGGAUUUUAAUUUUGCUGAAUUGUGCAGCUCCACCAUGUUUUAUUGAUAACUCACCCUUAACAGUCAACUUGGACAGGGUUGUUGAAAAAUGUAAAAGACUAAAUCAAAGAAAUGAACUAUGAAUGAUAAACUGAUAAACUGUGAAUUAAAAUAAGCUGCAUCGAUAAAAAUGGAGGAAUGGGUCCCAUUAAAAAUAUCUAGAUCUAAAUGCUUGGUUGAGAGUACAUGGGGCAGGGCAACUUGGGCUGUGUCCCACCAUGUAUCUAUAGUAAAAAGGUGUGAAAUCUGGUUGCUAGUUGAGGUGCAGGGUUCAAAAAGGUAGUUUGGGCAUAAUAUGAAUCAAACCAAAUAGAGUGUCUGCUCAGCAGUUGCUUCAUUGUUGGCUGCACAAAGCAGCGCAGAAGUCUAUUUCUGUAGACUGCAAGAACAUAGUCAGGAGAGAUAGCUAUGCUUACAAUAUUGUGCAUUCUCCAAGUAACAAGAAGACAGCGGAGAUGUAACUGUUAGCAGGAGCUAAUGUUAUCUAGCUACAUGUAAGUCACUGUGUACGAACACAUGAACAAAGUAAAAAGACGAAUAUGGAGACACAUAAUAUUUGUAACUAACCAUUCAGAAACGUCCUGCUGCAGACACAGAGUUGGAAUUUCUUCAGGAGCCUCUCCUUCUGGGUCAGACUCUGGAUCAAACUGGUACGGCUGGACCACAGCUCUUCUACGAGUCAUACUUAGCACUCUGUGUAAACAUUAGCGCAUGGUACUGAAGCGCAAGCCACGCCCCCCUCUUCCAGAGAGACCGUUCUCGGUAGAGCUCACUCGAGAGAGUUUUCAGGCUGGCUGAAGUCCAGGAAAAAACUGGGUUUUUAGACAACAAACUUCAAAUUGACUUUUCUGGGACCUCUGAGACCUUUGUAAACCUGCUGAAAGGAGUAUAAUAUGGGACCUUUAAAUAAUUUAAAACUAAGGGCAUGCUGACACUAACGGCCCGAUCAGAUGAUUGGCAUUGGCUAUUUCUUUAUGUUUUUAAGAGACUGGGUGAUGGACAGCAUGCCUGUAGUUUUGGGGUCAUGCUGGAUUAAAGCAAGAGUGUAAACAGACAAUGGUAACUUUGUCCUUAUGUUCCUGCAUCCCAGAUCAGCAUCUUACCAAAAGCAGUGUCAUGAUGUAAGCCACCAAGGGAAGAAACCCAGGUCUCAGCUCUGUGGCUCAAUAAAAAACUUAUUUUCCUUGUAUCAGCAAACACACAGAUAUUGUUUUAUCACUGGGAGCUGCUGUGUAUGUGUGUUUGUGUGUGUGUGAGCUGCAAGUUUAUUCAACAUAGACACAAGUCAUGACAAUACCAUUGCCACUAUUGCUGCAGGCCAAAAUGCUUCACCCCAGGGUGCAGUAGGGCCCUAAAUGUGAAAUUGAGCUCCAAAAACGGGCCCAGCCAGGUCAGCUUUACUUGUUACAGUCAUAAACAAACUUGAACUGCCUGAGGUCAGUUUGCUUGGAAACUGCUGGCGGGCCUGUUUUUACCUUAUCCUUACCCUACACUCGCACCACUGAUCUUCAAAGAGUCACUGAGCUGUUGUCCGUCUUCAGUGUGUUCACAGCAGACCAAAGCGAGCAGACUGGUUAGACUUUGAACCUGCAGACCAGGUAGAUAAAAGCCAGCUCCCCGCAGAAUACCCAGUCCAGACCUGGUACGCUCCACACACACAGAAGAGGUAA